This is a messenger RNA of Bufo bufo (common toad), 3409 nucleotides long. It is a transcript of the gene CNOT3, whose product is annotated as CCR4-NOT transcription complex subunit 3. The record is from RefSeq and is a predicted model, not a curated record. Gene Ontology annotation, biological process: regulation of DNA-templated transcription; regulation of stem cell population maintenance; nuclear-transcribed mRNA poly(A) tail shortening. The coding region runs from base 505 to 2679 and encodes 724 amino acids. Gene Ontology annotation, cellular component: P-body; CCR4-NOT core complex; nucleus. Lineage: Eukaryota; Metazoa; Chordata; Amphibia; Anura; Bufonidae. The transcript is spliced from 21 exons.
GGAGGAGAGUGAAAGACAGGGAAAGAGAGCAAACGAGCGAGAGAAGGGGGGAGGCCGAGCCCGUCGCCGCCAUUUUGGGUCCCACCGAGCUGUGGACGGAGAGCGAAAGAGGCAAUAAAUAAGCUCCCGAAGCCUAUGCAACGAAAAUAAGCCGAGUUCUGGCCCCGCCUUCGGGAGACGAGCUGCUUGUUUUUACAAUAGCCUUGGUACAGAACCAUUAACGGUGGAAAAAUAGACCCAAAACAACCCUCAAACCGGAAGCGGCUUUCCCCACCUUUCUGCAUCCUUCUGGGGGCGGCAGGUGGUGUACCAAUGCACUUUGGAGAACUGUUGUCUAUGAGCCUAGAAUCACAAGGAAAGCUUCAAGUGUAGGAUCCUGCCUGCUAAGUAGGCUAUCAUCGGGUAUCUCUCAGGUCUGUGUGAUCAAGUCACUCGGCUUUGGGCAAGUGCAAAGCAUCCUGCCUUUGUAAAGUAUGAAGAAAACCCAUCUCUAGUGAAGGAAAUAUGGCGGAUAAGAGAAAACUACAGGGAGAGAUUGAUCGCUGUUUGAAAAAGGUGUCAGAAGGGGUGGAGCAGUUUGAAGACAUUUGGCAAAAGCUACAUAAUGCAGCAAAUGCCAAUCAGAAAGAGAAAUACGAAGCAGACUUGAAGAAGGAGAUUAAGAAGCUACAGAGAUUGCGGGACCAAAUAAAGACAUGGGUGGCAUCCAAUGAGAUCAAAGACAAGAGGCAGCUUAUUGAAAAUCGAAAACUAAUAGAAACGCAAAUGGAGAGAUUCAAAGUGGUAGAACGUGAAACAAAGACAAAAGCCUACUCUAAGGAAGGUCUUGGUCUUGCUCAGAAGGUUGACCCAGCUCAGAAGGAGAAGGAAGAAGUUGGACAGUGGUUAACGAACACGAUUGACGCCUUGAACAUGGGAGUGGAUCAAUUCGAAAGUGAGGUAGAGUCUUUGGCAGUACAAACACGGAAAAAGAAAGGAGACAAGGAUCAGAAGCAGGACCGGAUCGAGGGACUGAAGAAGCAGAUUGAAAAACAUCGGUACCACAUCCGAAUGCUGGAAACCAUUCUGCGAAUGUUAGAUAAUGACUCAAUCAAUGUGGAUGCAAUCAGGAAGAUUAAAGAUGACGUAGAAUACUAUGUGGACUCUUCACAAGAUCCAGACUUUGAAGAGAAUGAGUUCCUGUACGAUGACCUUGAUUUAGAAGACAUUCCACAGGCGCUGGCAGCUACUUCCCCACCAGGUCACAGUCACAUGGAGGAUGAGAUCUUCAACCAGUCUAGCAGCACUCCCACCUCUACCACAUCAAGCUCUCCUAUUCCACCAAGUCCUGCCAAUUGCACCACAGAAAAUUCUGAAGAUGACAAGAAAAUCAGAGGCAGGUCUACAGACAGUGAAGUCGGUCAGUCACCAGCAAAGAACGGUUCUAAAAGUAUCCAUAACAACCAUCAUCCGCAGUCCCCUGCAGUGACGCCAAGUUACCAAAUAGGAAGCAGUUCCAGCACGUCAUCUCUCGGAAAUGGGCCGGGUACAAACAGCAAUGGAGCUGUAUCAAACAGCAGCAGUACGAGCAGCAACAGCAGCACCAACAGCAAAAACAACCCGUCCAGUGGACACACGUCUGGUACACCUACACCUUAUGCACAGGCAGUGGCUCCUCCACCAUCUAGUACAAAUACAUCACAGCCGAGGCCACCCAGUGCGCAGCAAAAUACAAGCAAGCAAAAUGGAGCAACAAGUUAUAGCUCUGUAGUAGCAGAAAAUUCAGCAGAUACUGCACUUAGUAAUAGCAGUCAAUCACAAUCCAGCCAGUCUGUGAUUCACAAUCCACCAACCAGCACUGCGAAAGAGACAAACAGUGUGUCACAGCCAACCAGCAGCAGUAGUACCAGCACUGGGCCCAGCUUACUAUUACCCUUAAAUGUAAAUCCUCCCAGUUCGCCAACGCCCACCUUCAGUGACCCUAAACCAAGCCAGCCACUACUAAACGGGCCACCUCAGUUCAGCUCCACACCAGAGAUCAAGGCACCGGAGCCUUUAAGUACACUGAAAUCCAUGGCAGAACGUGCAGCUAUUGGAACUAACUUGGAAGAUCCAGUCCCCGCUAUCCAUCUGCCUGAGCGAGAAAUUCUUAUCACUACAACCACAACGCAGCCUCCCGCCACUCAGCCCUCAAGUCAGCUUUCAGAAGUGAACAUCCCUCUUUCCCUGGGUGUGUGUCCUUUGGGUCCUGUUCCCCUUACAACAGAUCAGCUUUACCAGCAAGCAAUGGAAGAUGCAGCCUGGCAUCAUAUGCCUCACCCCUCAGAUUCGGAGAGAAUACGGCAAUACCUCCCACGGAAUCCUUGCCCGACGCCCCAGUAUCACCACCAGAUGCCCCCGCCUCAUUCGGACACAGUAGAAUUCUACCAGAGACUUUCCACGGAGACACUCUUCUUUAUCUUUUACUAUCUGGAGGGCACUAAAGCACAGUAUUUAGCUGCUAAAGCCUUGAAAAAGCAGUCGUGGAGGUUUCACACCAAAUACAUGAUGUGGUUCCAGAGACACGAGGAGCCCAAGACAAUAACGGAUGAGUUUGAGCAGGGGACAUAUAUUUACUUUGACUAUGAAAAAUGGGGCCAGAGGAAGAAGGAAGGAUUCACGUUUGAAUACCGUUACCUGGAGGAUCGUGACUUACAGUGACCUCUUUUCAACACGUUCAGCCUUCCAGUUUCACAUGGGCAAACUGCGGCCGGGGAAAAAGAGGGAAGGGGCAGAAGAUGACUUCAGUCUCCUUUCCAAGAAGAGUUGGGAGUAGGGGAAAUUCGGACAAACACUUUAAUGCAUGCAGUUACAAAAAAACCUUUUAAAAAUGGAAUUGGAUUGUGCGUGGUGGUGGAGAGAGGAUGCGAACGCCCAACAUCUUACAGCACCCUCUUGACUUUUCAGAAGAACUCAAAAGGACAAGAAGCAGAGUCAAUUUUUAAUGUAUUUGGUUAGAAAUUAAAAAACAAACAAAAAAACAAACCAAAAUGAACAAAAUGCAUAAAAGUCUUUACAAGAGGAAGGAAAAGCUAUUCUUCCCCUCCUGGAUAUUGCUGCAGGUGGGAAGUUCUUGUCUCUCUACCCAGACGGGUCUCUACUGGCUGCCAUUUGUUUCUGUUCUCCCUCUUCAAACAAAAAACAAAACUUUGUUUUCUAUUAUUUGUCCUUUUCGGCAGAUACUGGAUCUUCUGUUUUGAUAACAAGUGCAUCAAAGUUUAAAGUGUUUUAUUUUUUAUUUUUUUUUCUCCCCUCUUUGCCAUGUCCCCCUCCCAUCCUCGAUACACGUAUCUGUACCGAUGGAAUUAAUGGUAUGGAAAGCUGGUUUAAAAUAUUUUUCGUAACCUAUUUUCAUUUUGGAAAAUAUUUAUGAAUAAAUAGUUUUAUAUGA